UUAUCAAAAAUUUAUAAUUUGCUAUUCUUUUCUACAAUGUAUUCGUGGUCAUAUUACAUAAAUUUUUUACAAUCAUUAACCCAAACCUAUAUGAGACAAAAUCCUUAUUACGUUCUUAAUUAUAUCUUUUUAUGUUAUGUGCAAUUUAAAUUUGAAAGGUUAAUGAGAAAAAAGAUACAUUGUUUUACUUUAUCGGAUAAAACUUUGAAUCGUUUGGUAAAUAAGGAAAUUGAACGUGUGAAUGAUUAUAUUGAUCCUUAUACUUGUAUACUAGCAAAUAUAAAUGAGAUUAAUAUAACAAUACCAAGUUGGUUUUAUCUAUGCUGCAAAUCAUCAUUUAAAAAAUAUAAGAUAAUAGUUAUACCUUUCGAAGACACUGAACAGAAUGCAAUAUAUGUUUCUGAAACUAUGCGAUAUAAUUUAGAGAUUGUGUUUCAUUGCAUAGAUUUGGAUGACAAACUUUUCCUUAUUCCCGCAACAGAUAAUAUUGUUAAUUUUGCGACGGAAGUUAAAGUAUCGUUAAUCUUUAAUCCCUAUGACUCUCCAAUAAAUUUAACAGAUGCAUUAUUAAAAAACUACUUUUCUGAACCACGCUUUUUAAGAUGGAAUGAUGUAUUUAGCAUUGAUGUAAAGGAAUAUGCAAACGAUCGUAUAUAUACCGUAGCUCAAAUAGCAACUACACUAUAUUUUAAGGUCAUAGUUCAAAAAUUGAAUGGUAAUCUAACUAGCAAAGGUUGUUUUAUUGUACAAGGAGAAACAGCACUUAUACAAGAAAAUAAUAUACACAGUUAUCUUCCUUGUAAAAAAAGCUACUUGCUUCCAGAAGAAUUAAUUUUACGAUUAACUUGUAAAAAUUCAGAUAAUAAUUAUUACGUUAAAUCUUAUCCACCAGUGUUAGUAGAAUUUUCUAACUCUUUAAAAGACUGUAUUAAACCGUUUAUGAAAUCUGAUAUCCAAUUACAUAUAAAACCUGUAUUUCUUCUAAUUGGGCCAUCAGGCUCUGCAAUUCAUGAGAUAGUACAAAUUACUUCGGAAACAAUGGGUUUACAUUUACUUAAUAUAGAUUUUGCAGAAGUUCAAACUUUAACAUCAGCACAAACUGAGGCAAAAUUACGUAUUUUGAUACAUAAUGCUAACAAAUCUGCACCAUGUAUACUUUGCUUGAAUAAUAUUCAGGUUUUCGGUAAAACAUUUGAAGGGCAGAAAGAUGAAAGAACUAUAUCUGCUUUUGCAAAAGAAAUAAACGAUCUUUAUAGCAAGACUCUAAAUUAUCCUGUUAUAAUAAUAGCUACUUCAGAUGGGUCUGAGAUUCCUGGAGAGUUACAUAGAAUAUUUACAGAAACAAUUAACUUGGAAAGUUUAGAUCGUCAAAAGCGAAUGGAUAUCAUAAAAUGGCGGUUAGCGUGUCAAAGAAUAAAUUAUGAUGCAGAUUUAUUAAACAUAGCAGAAUUAUGUUCUGAUUUUCAAUACAAAGAUUUAAUAACUUUGACAUUGCAUACUAUAAAAAUAUAUUGCAAAAGAACAAAGCAAUAUUCUGAACAUUCCAUAACACUAACAAAGGAUGACUUUGUUAAAGCUUAUGAAUAUAUUCAAUCAAUAAAUAUGGAUAGCAAAGGAAUGCCACGUGUACCAAAAGUGUACUGGAAUGAUGUUGGUGGCUUAGAAAAUUUAAAACAUGAAAUCACUCGUAGAAUUCGUUUACCCAUGUUAAACAGUUUUGGUUUUGGACAAUCUGGCUUACUUUUAUAUGGUCCACCUGGAACAGGAAAAACUCUUCUCGCUAAGGCAGUUGCAACUGAAUAUCAGCUUCACUUUUUAUCGAUUAAAGGUCCUGAAGUUUUAAAUAUGUACGUUGGACAAAGUGAAGAAAAUAUUAGACAAGUAUUUGAAAGAGCGCGCUCUGCAGCACCAUGCAUCAUUUUUUUUGACGAGUUAGAUUCGCUGGCUCCUAAUCGUGGCAGAAGUGGAGAUAGCGGCGGCGUUAUGGAUCGCGUUGUUUCUCAGUUAUUAGCAGAAAUGGAUGGUCUUGAAAAAGCAAGCAAUAUUUUUAUUAUAGGUGCAACAAAUAGGCCAGAUUUAAUCGAUCCAGCUUUACUUCGACCUGGUAGAUUUGACAAAUUGUUAUAUGUAGGAAUUCAUUCAAGUUUUGUUUCCAAACUUAAUGUUUUAGAAGCAUUAACACGCAAGUUUAAAUUUUUAAAUCAUGGAAAAGAGUUGAAACAACUUAUAGUGGAUUUACCUGUUAAUCUUACUGGUGCUGAUUUAUAUUCUAUUUGUUCCAAUGCUUGGCUCAAUGCUGCUCGUAGAAUUCUUAAUACUAUCAAUAAUAUGCAGGAUAAUUUAGCUAAAGAAAAAUAUCUUACACAUUUUUCUGAAGAAUUUAGUCAUGUAACUGUCGAACUAUUAGAUUUUAAGGAAGCAAUAAAUAAUUGGAGUCCAUCAAUCAGUAAAGAAGAAAUGCAAAGGUAUGAAAAAAUGCAAAAAGAAUUUUCUUCUAGACAAAUACUAACUGUCAAUAUGUAAAGAUUGAUUUUGUACAUAUGUAUUUGUUUUUUUUUUUACAAUGAAAACAAUCGACACAUUUCGCUAUAUUGUCUAUUUAAUAUUCUAACACAAGAUUGUGUACUCUAAUAAAUUCUACAAAUAGAUAGUACAUGAUCUUAUAUAAACGGUAUGCUAUUUUAUUUCAAGAAAUAUGUAAAACAAUUUAUACACAGUAAAUAAUGGAAUCAAGGAAAAGUAUCUACAUUCUAUACUAAAUAUUGCACCAAUCGAUUAUCCUUAUCCUAGUGCGUGACAAGAGAAAAGGAAUAAUCGAAAAAUUAUUUUCUUUUGGAUCAUAAAAUUUUCUACUUCGCUGAUACGAUAUACAUGAUACAGCGUGAUAAAUAUACAAUAUAGAAAAAUAGGGCAGCUAAACUUACCAAGUCUAUCUAUAAGGACGUAUAUAAUUUAAAGACUGGGAUCGCGCGAAUUUGUUUCCAAAACAUUCAAUAUUUUAAUGCGAUAUGUAAUAGAUGAAGUUUUUUUUUUUUUUUUUUUUAAAGAUUGCUUUGAAAUAUUAUCUACUUUUAAAAAACUAAAUAUGUCCAGAUAAACGAAUACAUAUAAACGUUGCGUAUCAACUUAUGUUUCUCUCUUCAAAAAUUGCACACGGAGAAUUAGAUUUUGUUUAAUAAAUAAUAUCCGAUAAGUUGCGUGUCCAUUCAUAUUAAAUACAUUUCACGAUGUAAUUCUUUGGUAUGAUCGCGAGGUAGAUUUUUAUGGCGUAAAAGGGGAUGUAUAAGAGUGGAACACAACUUUCCUUUGAUGCAAAUGAUUUUCUUUCUCUUUUCCGUUUAGUUUUAUAGUAAAAGCACUUUUUGUAUCCUAGUAUUCAUAGAAACUUGGUUGAAGAAAGCGCAUGCUAAUUUAUACAUAUUGUGCUAUUACUUAUAAUUUAAAGCGACAAUUUUUUUCUUUCUAUUUUUUUUUCUUUUUUUUUCCUUUUUUUUUUUUUUUUUUUUUUAAUAUGUAACUGGUACAUGAUCAAUGUAUGAAUGUAGAAUGAUGUAGGACAAGCUCUAAUUACAGAGAUAUUUUUCCGUGCCUACAACAUUCAAAUGUGUAUCACAUUGAAAUAAAAAUUUGUUAAUUCAAA
Messenger RNA from Vespula pensylvanica (western yellowjacket), 3640 nucleotides. RefSeq names its product peroxisome assembly factor 2 (gene Pex6). Gene Ontology annotation, biological process: protein import into peroxisome matrix. Gene Ontology annotation, cellular component: peroxisomal membrane; cytosol. The record is from RefSeq and is a predicted model, not a curated record. NCBI's taxonomy places the organism in Eukaryota, Metazoa, Arthropoda, Insecta, Hymenoptera, Vespidae. Bases 37 to 2523 code for a protein of 828 amino acids. The transcript has 7 exons. Gene Ontology annotation, molecular function: ATP hydrolysis activity; ATP binding.